Dibothriocephalus latus is the source of this 1695-nucleotide messenger RNA. Lineage: Eukaryota; Metazoa; Platyhelminthes; Cestoda; Diphyllobothriidea; Diphyllobothriidae. The record is from the annotation of a GenBank genome assembly.
AUGGAUAGACCUGCCCGGCAUUUCCCUCACGCGUCUCGCAGCGAGGCGACUAGAGCCGAACAAAAUUCGUCCCUCUGCAAGCGCAGUUCACCCAGUGUCGCUACAGAGGGUGGCACGCCUGUCCAAAUCCGUUUGGAAAGGAGAAAACAUCGUGUGUUCGAGUUUUUCGUCACGGAGCGUAACUACGUAAACGUCUUAGAAUAUCUCACCCAGACGGCAUUCUCAGUGAGUCGGGACUGCUCUCUGCGUCCAACCCAAUUUCUUCCAUUGUCUGCUUCCUGUUACUUCUUCCUCUACUCUCCAUGUUAUUCAGUCGUCCCUUCUCACGAGGUGGUUAAUGAAAACCAGGUCGGUGGUGCGAUUCUUCCGCGUGCCGAGGCUGAAAUCGUCUUUGGCAAGCUCGUUCCCGUAUAUAGUUUCCACAGACGUCUUCAGGAGUCAUUGGAAGUUCUGGAAGUCAAUUGGGACAAUGACUCUAGCCGACUCGGAGGACUUCUCCUUCCACACAUUGAGGAGAUGGAUAGAGUAUACUGUCAUUACACGCAGUUCUACAGUGCCCCUCAUCUUAAACAGCUCGGUGAUCAGUACCCUCGCUUCUUGGCCUUCAUGCGACAAGUUGAACGCCGUAAGGAGUCCGGACGUCAGAGUCUGUCAGACCUCCUUAUUCGACCCGUACAGCGGUUGCCAUCAAUGCUACUUCUAAUGCAAGGUAUUUGCCUUCUGUCGUUCUACUUUGUAGUUUUGGCUGAUAUUUCCCUUCUUCUCCAACACUUCCCCUUGCCAGGUGUAAUGAAAUUCACACCCGCUUCUCACCCGGAUCAUACGGACAUCAGGGGCUUUGUGGAGAAGUUGGAAGGUGUGCUAAGCAACAUCGAUGCCAGAUUAAAAAAGAACGAUGAACUUAUAUCCCUUCUCACAUUGUAUCAUAAAAUUAACGGCGCUCCGCCGGAGAUGCUCUCCUCUUCACGUAGCCUUAUCAGCAGUCUUAGUGUCUUCCAACUAAGUCUGAACGCCUCGGGACAACCCUGUUUAGAGCCAGUCACUCUGUUUCUCCUCACUGACUCUCUUGAGGUUGUUCGCCCCAAAAAGCGUCACACUGGGGAGCCAAUGGCUCAUGCCAUUCAGGCCGCUGUGGACGCCGUACAAGGUAGUGAAAACAUUUGGAAAAUACAGAGAACUUUAGCUUUUUGCCUUCCACUCAUUCUCAAACUCAUUCUCCUGGAAAUUUCAUACCUCACUGGUCGCAUCGUAUUUUCGUGGUCGAGUGAUCCACCGUACAUUUCUUUCGUCCCCUUUCGUGUAGGUGAGUCGCACGAGCCUGGUGGCCACGAAGACACCUCUAAUACACGAAUCACCCCGGAGGACUGCACUGGUGGUGGGGACCAUGUGAGUACCAGUGUUUCUCGAACCGGAUCGGGCGCCUCCAACUCUACCGCUGGUUUUGCUCGUGGUAAUGGCAAGAAGCGGUACCACUUCACUCAUCUAUUUAUGCUGAAAUUGCAGGACAUUAAGAGGGUUCUGAACUUGAGCACGCAGUCACCGGAACGCGCUGCCUUUUCGUUGAUUGUUCGCGGCUCCUCAGAGCUGCACGACCAGGUGUACACCUUCUGCCUGGCUGCUAGUUUUACCGCCACCGCUGCUGUCGCCUCAGGUCGUUGUCCGGAGGCACUGGAGUCUGUCGUAGCUACCGCCACG